Brassica rapa (field mustard) is the source of this 1810-nucleotide messenger RNA. Its product is annotated as serine/arginine-rich splicing factor RS41. Gene Ontology annotation, molecular function: RNA binding. NCBI's taxonomy places the organism in Eukaryota, Viridiplantae, Streptophyta, Magnoliopsida, Brassicales, Brassicaceae. The record is from RefSeq and is a predicted model, not a curated record.
AUCAGUUUCUCACAUUCAUUAUCUCUCGCGAGGCUCGAAGAAAGCCAAAAAACAAAUCUAAAGGGCCUUCUUCUUCUUCGUCCUCUUCUAGGGUUUCGACUGUCGACGGCCGGUAAGGGCUUUUCAACCUCUCGCUAAAGGAAAGAUGAGACCUGUGUUCUGUGGGAACUUUGAGUAUGACGCUCGUGAAGGUGAUCUUGAGAGGCUUUUCAGAAGAUACGGCAAGGUCGACAGGGUUGACAUGAAAGCUGGAAAUCUUUUUCUUGGGAUGCCCAUUCGCCUUUGAUGGACCAAUACAUACGAAAAUAUCCAUCGUCCCUCAUCCGCUAUAGCACACUACCUUCCCCAUAUCCUCGACUUAGUUGUGCAUUUCAUUCCCCCCCUCAUACCAACCUCUCUCUCUCUCUCACAGCAGCUCAAAUGUGGAGUAUGCACUACCUUAUUUCUCUGUUCACGAUUCCGUCUAUUGAUCCUCAACGUUUUCAGUUGUCAUAUUAUUCCCAUUGUGCAAGGUCUGUAAACUACUUUAUUUGUUACUUAAUAGUUUGAAGACUUUUUAGGCUCUAGUGAAUGUUCGAAGGAGAACGGUCUUCUUCGUGUUGGAUGAGGGUUUGCUUUUGUCUAUAUGGAAAACGAAAGGGAUGCUGAAGAUGCUAUCCGAGCGCUUGACCGCUAUGAGUAUGGCCGUAAGGGACGCAGACUCCGUGUUGAGUGGACUAAGAACGAGCGUGGAGCUCCUACAAGAUCAAGUGGUUCAAGGAGAUCAUCAAGCCUGCGACCUUCCAAGACUCUGUUCGUCAUCAACUUCGACGCAGAGAGCACUAGGACUCGUGACUUGGAGAGACACUUCGAGCCGUAUGGAAAAAUCGUUAACGUUAGGAUCAGAAGGAACUUCGCAUUUAUCCAAUACGAGUUGCAAGAAGACGCCACCAGAGCACUGGAGGCUACGAAUUCGAGUAAGCUGAUGGACAAGGUGAUCUCAGUGGAGUAUGCAAUGAAGGAUGAUGAUGCGAGAGGAAACGGAUACAGUCCCGAGAGGCGUCGUGAUAGGUCGCCCGAUAGGAGAAGGCGAUCACCCAGUCCUUACAGAAGAGAAAGAGGCAGUCCUGACUAUGGACGAGGCGCUAGUCCUGUUGGACACAGAAAGGAGAGGACUAGCCCUGAUUACGGCAGGGGAAGACGCAGCCCGAGUCCUUACAGGAGAGCCAGAGUUAGCCCUGACUACAAGAGGGAUGAUCGCAGGAGGGAGAGGGAGGCUAGCCCUGACUACAAGAGAGAUGACCGUAGGAGGGAGGAGGCUAGUCCUGAUUACAAGAGAGAUGACCGUAGGAGGGAGAAGGAGGCUAGCCCAGAGAAUGGAGCUGUGAGGGACCGUAGUCCAAGAAACGGACGUGGUGAAAGCAGGAGCCCUCCUCCGUAUGAGAAGCGGAGGGAGAGGUCAAGGUCUAAGUCUAGCCCUGAGAAUGGUCAAGUCGAAAGCCCGGGACCGAUAAUGGAAGAAGAAGAGGCUGGAAGAGGAUAUGAUGGUGCAGAAAGCCCCAUACGCGAGAGCCACUCUCGUUCGCCUCCAGCAGAAGAAUGAUGUAUGGACCAAACAGAUGAUGAUGUCUCUCUCGCAAAGUAGCUGUUGUGUGAAGUCUUUGCUAUGUUAUCUUUAGUUUUAGUGUGUGUUAUUUUGAGUCUUUGUUCAAGUGCUCUUGCAAACUUCAUUUACAUUUUGUUGGACUCCUUCGAAUUCGAUUAUUGUAGCACUGGUGAAAACUGCACUUUCCUUGGGAUCACUAUUUCUCAGUAGAUGGUUUUAUAAGCU